Molecule: messenger RNA, 1428 nt
Organism: Striga asiatica
Lineage: Eukaryota; Viridiplantae; Streptophyta; Magnoliopsida; Lamiales; Orobanchaceae
Source: the annotation of a GenBank genome assembly
AUGGAUGCCAAGCACUUCAGCCACAACCAUGGCCUCGUUCUCCACCACCAACCACCUCACCAAGGGCCCGAAACCCGUUGUUCGGGCUGCAAAACCCCCCUCUCGGGUGAGACCUACGUUUGCUGGCAGUGCAACUAUUUCCUCCACGUGCAGUGUUUUCGGGCUACACGCUCACUCAAACACCCGUCCCACCCCCUUCACCCUCUCACACUUCUCCCUUUCCCUACUUACCCUUCAGUUUCGUUUAUCUGCAAUUUGUGCAACCUAACUGGGGACGGAUUUUCCUACACCUGCUCAGCUUGUCAAUUCGACAUUCACGUACACUGCGCGCAUUUGAAUAAUAAUAAUAAUAAUCCACUCGUGCCAUCUUCCCCAAUUGCUGCUAAUCCGAAUUACAACAACAACAAUCCAAUCUACCCCCCGCCGGCCCAAACAAGCCCUUAUCAGACUUACCCUCCUUCCAACAACCAACACAGUUAUCCUCCUCAACCUCAAAUCACGGCCUAUCCGCCUAAUCCAAACAGCCCUUAUCCCAGCUACCCAACACCACCACCGCCAAACGACACACAACACUACAAUGCAUUUCAUCAAACACCUGGUGUGCACCAAAACCCUGCUUUUCCCCAACCACAUUCAAUUCCACCACCACCACAGCAUUACAUUCCUCCCGCCAACAAUCCUCUGACUAACACCACAGUCCCGACUUACACUACAGUCAUGAACACCACCACAGAUAACCCUCCUCAGCCAAAACCGCCGGCAAACAUAAUUAAGCACUUCAGCCACACCCACGCGCUGAAAUUCAUGGAGAUCGAGGGGAAGAGCUCGAAGAUUUGCUCGGCGUGCGAGUUCCGGCUGUCUGGAUCUGCCUACUGCUGCACGGAGGGGCACUGUCCGUUCAGCCUUCACAAGUCCUGCUACGACGCGCCGCGCGAGUUCCAGCAUAAGUCGCACCUGCAGCACCCGCUAACCCUAAUUCCGUCUCCGCCGUACAGCGACGGGUUCACCUGCAACGCGUGCCUCAAGGACGGGAAGGCGUUUGCCUACACGUGCGCGACGUGCUCGUACGACCUGCACAUAGACUGCGUCCAGUGGCCGGAGAAGGUGACGCGGCAGGACCACGGGCACGCGCUGACCCUCUAUUACUCGUCACCGGCGGCGGAGACGAGCCAGGACGUGACGUUCAUGUGCGAUGCGUGUCAGAAUCCGGUUCACGAGAUGGCGUGGGUGUACUACUGUCGCGAGUGCGAUUUCGGGACGCAUUUGGAGUGCGUGACGUCUGGGGUCAAGCAGGAUAAUGGAGGCGGCGGUGGUGGCGGAGGUGAGAAGAGUGAGGAGGAGUUGAUUAGGGAAGCUGAGCUUAAGUAUGCUGUACUUCAGCUUUUGAUGGGAGCUCAGGGCCGAAUGGCAGCCCUCCAACUCAUUUGA